CGCUGCCAUACUUUCCGUCUUCUCGCCCAUUCCGCUAUAAACUGCCGCCACUUACUUACGCCUGUGCUUGUGGUCUGUGAGUCCUGGAACUGCCAUGGGGAAAGUAUUUGCAAGUUGCCUCCUGACUUUGGCCGGACUUUUGCCUGCUGUGGCGAUCGGACCGUACUCCGGUAGCUGUUCUUUUGAUGAACCAUACCAGUCUUGUGGCUACAGUCAGUGGGAACACAAUGAUCUGAACUGGGAGCAGGUGAACACACUAAGAAAACCACAUACAGAUUCUUGGAUGCCGUCAGGAUCUUUUAUGAUGGUGAAUACAUCUGGAAGAUUUGCUGGGCAGAAAGCAGUCCUGCUCUUACCGCAACUGAAAGAGAACGACACCCACUGCAUUGAUUUCCACUACUUUGUGUCUAGCAAGAGUGGGGCACUACCUGGAACUCUGAACAUCUUUGUGAAAGUAAAAAAUGGGGAAAUGGGGAGCCCAAUCUGGAAUAUAUCAGGGACAGCAACUGGCACAUGGAAUCGAGCAGAACUGGCAAUAAGUACCUUCUGGCCAGCUUUCUACCAGGUGUUCUUUGAAGUUAUGACAUCAGAACAACAUGGAUACCUAGCAAUAGAUGAGGUGAAAGUCUUAGGACAUCCUUGCACUAAAACACCUCAUUUUAUACGGCUUAAAAAUGAGGAUGUCAACGCAGGGCAGUUUGCCACGUUCACGUGCUUGGCAAAUGGAAAGACGACGGCAAGUGACAGACUCUGGUUACAGGGUGCGAAUGGAAGAGAUGCUCCUUUAAAGGAGAUAAAAGUGCAUAAUGAUCGCCGAUUUGCAGCCGUAUUUAAUGUCAUGAACACAACAAAGAGGGAUGCUGGCAAUUACCGCUGUAUGAUCCGCACUGAAGGAGGAGUUGGAGUCUCAAACUAUGCUGAAUUGGUUGUAAAAGAACCACCUGUACCCAUUGCACCUCCACAACUUACCUCAGUUGGAGCUACAUAUUUGUGGAUACAGCUGAAUGCAAACUCAAUAAAUGGAGAUGGUCCCAUCAUUCAGAGAGAAGUAGAGUAUCGCACGACAAGUGGAAGCUGGUAUGACAUCCAGCCAGUGGACUCUUCCAUUUAUAAGAUUGGACAUCUUGACCCUGAUACGGAGUAUGAAAUAAGUGUUCUCUUAACAAGACCAGGAGAAGGUGGUACGGGAUCCCCUGGACCUGCAUUGAGGACAAGGACAAAAUGUGCUGAUCCCAUGCAUGGUCCACGGAAAUUACAAAUGGUAGAGGUAAAAUCCAGGCAGAUAACAAUUCGCUGGGAGCCAUUUGGAUAUAAUGUUACCCGUUGCCAUAGAUACAACCUGACCAUUCUCUACAGGUAUCAUGUUGGAGGACUGGAGCAAGUGAGAGAAGAAGUGAGCUGGGAUGCAGACAGCACACAUCCCCAACACACAAUCACAAAUCUCACUCCUUUCACCAAUGUCAGCGUCAAACUUGUGCUCAUGAAUCCUGAAGGCCGGAAGGAAAGUCAGGAACUUUCAGUGCAGACUGAUGAAGACCUGCCGAGUGCUGUACCUUUAGAGUCAAUCCAAAGCAGCACAUUUGAGGAGAAGAUUUUUCUACAAUGGAGGGAGCCUGCUCAAACAUAUGGCAUAAUCACCUUGUAUGAUAUCUCCUACAAGGCAGUCAGCUCUUUUGACCCUGAAAUAGAUUUAUCCAAUCAAAGUGGGCGGAUUAUAAAACAAGGAAAUGAAACACAUUACCUAUUCUUUGGAUUGUAUCCUGGGACAACAUACUCAUUUGCAAUAAGGGCCAGCACAGCCAAGGGCUUUGGCCCCCCUAUUACAAGUCAAUUUACAACCAAAAUCUCAGCACCCUCUAUGCCAACAUAUGAGCUGGAAACACCUCUGAAUCAGACUGACAGCACAUUGACAGUUCUGCUGAAGCCAGCUCAGAGCAGAGGAGCGCCUGUCAGUGUUUACCAGAUUAUUGUUGAAGAACAGAAAUCUCGUGGGUCCAGAAAGACAGUAGAAAUGUUAAAGUGUUACCCAGUUCCCAUACAUUUCCACAACGCAUCAUUGCUGAACUCUCAGUACUACUUUGCUGCAGAACUUCCACCCAACCUCUUGUCCUCAGUCCUGGUCUUCACAGUUGGUGACAACAAGACGUAUAAUGGUUACUGGAAUGCUCCACUCCUACCACAGAAAAGCUACAAUAUCUACUACCAAGCUGCAAGCAGAGCCAAUAGGGAAACCAAAAUUGACUGCGUGCGGAUAGCCACAAAAGCUGCGAUAAUCGUGACUCAGCUUACAACACCAUACAUUCGCAUCGCCCCUGCUGCAGGCGACGACCAACUAACAGGAGCUGCGACUCGUAAACCAGAUCCCGAACCUGAAAAACAGUCAGAUCAUACUGUGAAAAUUGCUGGAGUCAUUGCAGGGAUUCUUCUCUUUGUCAUUAUCUUCCUCGGCAUUGUCUUGGUGAUGAAGAAAAGAGCCCAUGAUCAGCACGAUCUUGCAGAUAUAAGCAAUGGAAGAAGCUAUAACUCCUACACAUAUUACCUAAAAUUGGCAAAAAAACGGAAGGAGACUUUGAACAACACUCGCCAGGAGAUGACUGUGAUGGUGAAUUCAAUGGAUAAAAGCUACACUGAACAAGGCACCAACUGUGAUGAAGCUUUCUCUUUUAUGGACACACACAAUCUAAAUGGCAGAUCUGUGUCAUCACCGUCUUCCUUCACAAUGAAAACAAACACACUAAGUACAACUGUGCCUAACUCUUACUAUCCAGAUCCAUUUGUGCCAACUGCAAUCUUAGAAAAUCUGGAAUACCAGGACCAGAAUGGGAGUUUGAAAACCAGGACUGGACCAGAAUCUCAUGAGGAUAUGGAGUUAGAUGAAAACCACACGAACAGUGAGACAAGCAGCUUAGCCCAGUCUCAUACAUACAAAAAACGGGAGACAGCUGAUGUUCCCUACCAAACAGGCCAGCUUCACCCAGCCAUCCGGGUAGCUGACUUGCUGCAGCACAUCACACAGAUGAAAUGCGCUGAAGGCUACGGAUUCAAAGAAGAGUAUGAAAGCUUCUUUGAAGGACAGUCAGCACCGUGGGAGUCAGCAAAGAAAGAUGAGAACAGAAUGAAGAACAGAUAUGGGAAUAUCAUUGCAUAUGACCAUUCCAGAGUGAGACUACAAAGCAUUGAAGAUGAAUCCAGUUCAGACUAUAUAAAUGGAAACUAUAUUGACGGCUAUCAUAGACCAAAUCACUAUAUUGCCACACAAGGACCCAUGCAAGAAACUGCAUAUGACUUCUGGAGGAUGGUGUGGCAUGAAAACACUGCCAGCAUUGUCAUGGUAACCAACCUGGUAGAGGUGGGAAGGGUAAAAUGCUGUAAAUACUGGCCAGAUGAUACAGAGAUUUAUAAAGACAUUAAAGUGACACUUAUAGAAACAGAGCUGCUUGCCGAAUAUGUAAUAAGAACAUUUGCAGUAGAAAAGAGAGGUGUUCACGAAAUCCGGGAAAUACGACAGUUCCAUUUCACAGGCUGGCCAGACCAUGGAGUGCCGUACCAUGCAACAGGACUUCUAGGCUUUGUACGGCAAGUCAAAUCAAAGAGCCCAUCCAAUGCCGGCCCAUUGGUUGUGCAUUGCAGUGCUGGAGCUGGUAGAACGGGUUGCUUUAUCGUCAUAGAUAUCAUGCUGGACAUGGCAGAAAGAGAAGGAGUUGUAGAUAUCUACAACUGUGUGAGAGAACUCCGCUCUCGUAGAGUAAACAUGGUGCAAACAGAGGAACAAUAUGUAUUCAUUCAUGAUGCUAUAUUGGAAGCCUGUUUAUGUGGAGACACGUCAAUCUCGGCAUCCCAAGUCAGAUCAGUAUAUUAUGAAAUGAAUAAGUUGGACCCUCAAACAAAUUCCAGUCAAAUUAAAGAGGAAUUCAGAACGUUGAACAUGGUGACGCCAACGCUACGGGUAGAAGACUGCAGUAUAGCACUGCUGCCCAGGAAUCACGAAAAGAACCGCUGCAUGGAUGUCUUACCUCCAGACAGAUGUCUCCCGUUCCUCAUAACAAUUGAUGGCGAGAGCAGUAACUACAUCAACGCUGCAUUGAUGGAUAGCUAUGUGCAGCCUUCAGCUUUCAUCGUUACACAACAUCCAUUACCGAAUACAGUGAAAGACUUCUGGAGAUUGGUCCUUGACUACCACUGUACAUCAAUAGUAAUGCUAAAUGAUGUAGACCCAGCACAGUUGUGUCCGCAGUACUGGCCAGAAAAUGGAGUACACAGACAUGGCCCCAUUCAGGUGGAGUUUGUGUCUGCUGACCUAGAAGAAGACAUCAUAAGCAGAAUAUUUAGGAUCUAUAAUGCUGCAAGGCCUCAGGAUGGAUACCGCAUGGUUCAGCAAUUUCAGUUCCUGGGCUGGCCAAUGUACAGAGAUACACCAGUCUCUAAGAGGUCUUUUCUAAAACUCAUUCGUCAAGUGGACAAGUGGCAGGAAGAGUACAAUGGAGGAGAAGGGAGAACAGUUGUACACUGUUUAAAUGGAGGCGGUCGCAGUGGUGCAUUUGCUGCAAUUAGUAUUGUUUGUGAAAUGCUCCAGCACCAGAGGGCAGUUGAUGUGUUCCAUGCUGUGAAGACACUUAGGAACAAUAAGCCUAAUAUGGUUGACCUCUUGGAUCAAUACAAAUUUUGCUACGAAGUGGCUUUGGAAUAUUUAAAUUCUGGAUGACUGCACUAAUGAGACAGAGAAAAUCAAAGGAAAUAAAAAAACUUUUCACCUCCAUCUCUACGAGCAAUGCAAAUUGUUCUUUGAUAUAUAUGUGUAUAUACAAUGAAGACUUCAGUGUUCUGCUUAUUUUGCUUUCUUAUAUUCGGCUCUUUAAGGAGCUGGUGAAAAGUGAUUGGAAGCUGCCUGCACUGCCUUUCCCCACUGUCUCGCUGCUUUCUUGACACAGAUCAUCUUGAAGUUUUUGGAUCAGUUAUCCACAGCUACCAAGUUGCCUAAUAGAAGCAGCAGAUUUUGGCAAAUGAACGAGCACAAUUACAUUGUUAUGAAGGAUCCGUGUUCUUUUCUUUGACUGACUUUUGUUAUUGUCUUUAUUAUGAUAGUGUUGAAAUUUUUAUUUUAUUUUCUCCAGUUCUGUGGAAAAUGCAGUUAAGCGUUAUGACGACAUACAAUUUUUUGUUACAUUUGUACUCCAAUGUGUUCAGAGGAAAACAUGAUAAAUGUAUUUACCUGUUUUUGAACUGCAUUUUAACAGGUCAUCCUUUGUUGAAUUAUAAUUACUUUAUUUGUAUCAUUUGAAAAAAAGAAAAAAAAAGAAAACACUAAAGACUUAAUUUGCAAAAAAACCUAAAAAAUGAUAAAUAAAAAAUCUAUCCAAAGCUU
This is a messenger RNA of Pseudophryne corroboree (corroboree frog), 5362 nucleotides long. RefSeq names its product protein tyrosine phosphatase receptor type M (gene PTPRM). Bases 95 to 4702 code for a protein of 1535 amino acids. The transcript has 36 exons. Gene Ontology annotation, cellular component: membrane. NCBI's taxonomy places the organism in Eukaryota, Metazoa, Chordata, Amphibia, Anura, Myobatrachidae. The record is from RefSeq and is a predicted model, not a curated record. Gene Ontology annotation, molecular function: protein tyrosine phosphatase activity; protein binding. Gene Ontology annotation, biological process: protein dephosphorylation.